AUGGCACCUCGCGGUUGCAACACGGAUACCCCCCUCGCUGGAAGGGAGAGCAGGGACGCACCGGAGAGUGCCUCCCUCAGAAGGGAAGACUGGAAGGGCAGGAGGAUGGGCGUACGCCUUAGCUUUGCAAUUCUGGGUCUGCUGAUCGUGUUGCUGGUGGGAUUAAUGUUCCUCUUGGUGCAGCAGGAAAAGGGCCUAAACGAGCAGCCGCUUAGCACCAAAGAGGUAUGCGCCAAAUGGCGUGAGAGAAAACUAGCGGCGUCCUCUCGCAGAAGACCAAUAAACGAUGAAGAUGAUGAAGACGAAGAAGACGAGGUGAUUGCCAGUACGAGCAGCGGUAGUAGUAACGGAAGACACGGCCAUGGAGGUAAUAUGGCGGACCAGUUUAGAAUGAAUAAUGGCAAAGCAGAAAAUACCAAAAAUGAAAAUGCAAUUGAUUAUGUGCAUAAUGAUAUAGAAGACACAUAUGAGCUACCGGAUUAUGAUGCCAUAAAGGAAAAUGAAAGGAGAAGAAAGGAAGAGUAUGACAGCAGUUCCUACGAAAUGAAUGAAAAUGAAUUUUUAAGAAGUAUUACGGAGGAUGAAGUUAACGAAAGGAUAAAAAGGUUAGGAAACUACGUAGAUGUUAAGGAGAUGUUUAUCAUUUGGAACUACGUCAAUGGGUUCGAGAGGACCAAAUAUAUUAAUAUGCAAAAAAAUAUUAUUGAAUAUUGUGAAAAUCUUGCAUCUACAUAUAACGUUUCUAGAAAGACAAAGGCCGAGCAGUGGGUGAAAGUCUACUACUAUAUGAAGGAUGAGCUGUUUUAUAAGGAGAGGAAAUUUUAUAAAAAAUUAUAUAACUUUCUGGAGCACGGGGCCAGCUCGAAGAAGCUCUUCGUGGAAUUCAUUAACCAGACGAAGCUCUCCUGGAGGAACUUCCGCAGGGGCGUCAACGCCGUUUGCAUGGAGAUGCUCAACUCGACCAUGACGGGGUUUUGA
Molecule: messenger RNA, 978 nt
Organism: Plasmodium vivax (malaria parasite P. vivax)
Lineage: Eukaryota; Apicomplexa; Aconoidasida; Haemosporida; Plasmodiidae
Product: Phist protein (Pf-fam-b)
Exons: 2
Coding region: 1-978 (325 amino acids)
Source: RefSeq, a predicted model, not a curated record